Contarinia nasturtii (swede midge) is the source of this 2775-nucleotide messenger RNA. Its product is annotated as arylsulfatase I-like. The transcript has 9 exons. NCBI's taxonomy places the organism in Eukaryota, Metazoa, Arthropoda, Insecta, Diptera, Cecidomyiidae. Bases 422 to 2284 code for a protein of 620 amino acids. The record is from RefSeq and is a predicted model, not a curated record.
GAUUUCAGUUGCGCGUGGGACUUUGAAGCGAUAGGUUCAAGUGAACUCAAAUCUAUGCGAAUAUAAUAAAAAAAUACAUAUCCGUAUAAAAUUUUUAUCAUAUGCCAAAUUGUAUUUUUAUCUCUUUGACUUUAAACGAAUUUAAAAAAUCAAUUUGCGGAAAGAGUGAAUAAAAGGUGAUAUAAAACACGUAAUAAACAAAAUUUCCAAAAACUACUUGAAAGUGUUUGUGCAUGAACAAUUGUUGAUAUAUAUUGAAUCGCCAACAAAAAAUGGGACUGCAGAAAAGUUAAAGAAUUUGAAUGUCAAUGUUAGGUCAUGCUGUGUGCGCAAUAUUAAUUGGUAUUAGUUUAACAGACAGGUGUUCUUGGUUUUAUUUAGCGCACUGACAGACAUUUUAUUACACAAAGAAAGUUUAAUAAUGAACUUGUAUCAAAGUUCGGGCACCAGUUUACUGGUGUAUUGUGAGAUAAUCUUUUUGGUUGGAUUUUGUAUGACCAAAAACCAUGGAUCAGCACAUAAAAUUAAAGGAAAAAAACCGAAUAUAAUCAUUAUUGUUGCCGAUGAUAUGGGUUUUAAUGAUGCCAGCAUUCAUGGUUCCAACCAAAUACCCACGCCAAAUAUCGAUGCUUUAGGAAUCAUGGGAGUACAAUUGAAUAGGCAUUAUACAGCGCCAAUGUGCACACCUUCACGUUCUUCUUUACUGACAGGAAAAUAUGAAUCCAACUUGGGUAUGCAGCACUUUGUCAUCCCUAGCAAUGCUCCAUACGGCUUAGAUCCUUGCGAAAAAACUAUGGCUAACUAUAUGAAAGACGGUGGAUAUCGAACAUAUCUUGUUGGAAAAUGGCAUUUGGGCUUUUUUGAAAAAAGAUACACACCAUUGUAUCGAGGUUUUGACUCACACUUUGGAUACCUUGGGCCAUAUAUUGAUUACUUCAACCACAGUUUGUCAAUUGUACCAAUACCUGAAAUGGCCAGUGGAUAUGACAUGCGCAAAAACUUAAGCGUUCAUUGGGAUACAAUAAAUCAAUAUGCAACCGAUCUCUUCACUGAUAAGGCAAUAGAAACGAUACAAACUCAUGAUAAAAAUAAACCAAUGUUCAUGAUGCUGUCACAUUUGGCACCUCACACAGCCAAUGAAUUUGAUCCGAUGCAAGCGCCAGAAGAUGAAAUUAACAAAUUCGAAUACAUUAAAAACGAAAAACGACGAGUAUAUGCUGCAAUGGUUUCAAAGCUGGACGAGGGUGUGGGAAAGGUUGUAAAAGCUCUUGAUCAAAAUAAAAUGCUUGAGAAUAGCAUUAUUUUGUUUUUUUCCGACAAUGGAUCGCCAAUUGUUGGGGAACAUGCAAACGCUGGUUCCAAUUUUCCAUUUAAGGGUCAAAAAGACAGUCCUUGGGAAGGUGCAACGCGAAACUUAGCCGCUAUAUGGAGUCUUCAUUUGAAACGACGGCAACGUGUCUCAAAUGAAAUGUUCCACAUAUCCGAUUGGUUGCCAACAUUUGCCAAAAUUGCUGGUUUCAAUAUUGAAGGUCCAAUUGAUGGAAAGAAUAUUUGGAAUUCAUUGUCAUAUGACCUACCAAGUCCACGCCGUGAUGUUCUAUUGCAUCAUGAUCCUGAAGUUCCAUAUAUGGCAUAUAUCAGUGAAAAUUUGAAGCUAGUAUCUGGUUCAACCUAUGAUGGAAUGUAUGACAAGUGGCUCAGCGAACCAAUUGAUCAAUCGGAAGAGAAUUCAACAUUCGGCGAGAAAUACAGUGAAGCAAUUUUAAGCUCAAAUGUUGGACAAGUGUUACAAAAAUACUCAACAUCAAAUCGAAAUAAAUUCUAUAAUUAUGUUGAAACUGACUCGCAUACCAUUUCGGCUGAUGAAAUAAACGAAAUUCGAUUUAAGGCCAAAGUGACAUGCAAUGGAAACAUACCACCAAAUAAUAAUAAUUCUGUUGCGGCAUGCAAUCCAAUUAUAUCACCCUGUUUAUUUAAUAUUUCCGAUGAUCCGUGUGAAACCACAAAUAUUGCAGCACAAUUUCCAGAUAUCGUAAAGAAACUAGAAUCAAAAUUAGAUUAUUAUUGUGAAAUUGCAAAACCUAUACGAAACAAACCAGGCGAUCCGCGAUCGAACCCGGCAAACUUUGGAGGAAUUUGGACCUGGUGGUAUGAUGAGCUUAACAUUACAACGCAAAGUACGGCUUGGCGCAUGGGAGAACACUCUUUACAAACCCACAUUCCAUUUCAUAUAUGUGUAGCUAUUGUUGCAAUGAUCAUCACAAGAAAGAUGGCGUGGCUUUGAAAAUAUCAUCAAUUUAUUAAGUAUAAGUAAACUAUUCGACGAUUCACGUGGUUUCCAUGAGUUUUGCAUACCCAUCACCUUGCUGUAUUACGGCCUAAUCCCAGCGGAUAAAUUAUGUUUCUUUAGCAGUACGAUAUAAAUAGUGUACUAUUGGUACAAUUUGAUUUUGCGACAACAACAAUUUGUUUCGACAUGCUCUAUGCAAAGGCCAUUGAACUUGAAAAAUAAUUCUUUAUCAUUAACAAAACAAUGACAAAAAAUGAAUUGAGUGAUUUUUUUAUAAUUUGAGACAUAGAUGGCAUUGUGUUACUUCACUCAAUUGUUUCAUAUAUAUGGGAGAGGAGAAAAUAUCAUGACCGUCUCCAUUACAAUGAAUUAACUAUUUGAAUUCAUCUUGAUCGUAUUUUCAUACUAAAAUGUUGUUUUUCAUUUAAGAUCUGCAAAAAAACAAAUCAUGAAAGAAAUGAAAGAAAAAUGGUUUCUUAAAUCAA